CAGGUAUCAGUGCUUUAUCAAGUUUCGAAUACACCGGUUCCUCACAAUGUUCAGGUCCACGACCAUCAUUUUGUUCGCAAUUUUUGUGCUGGAUCUUAAAGGAUCCUUCACAGACGCCCAGGAGGGCAGGCGCUACGUGUGCUUAUUGUCAGAUGCGCCGAAUCAAUGCAGUGCAUACUGCCUUUCCGCUCUGCAACCUGUGAUCGAUCACCUCAGAAACGAGCAGCAGGAUUGGAGCACCUGCGAAGUGAAGGCAAACGAGACCCUGGCGAAACUGGAUCGCAUUGAGGGCCAGUUGACCACGACCCAAAUCCAGUUGGAAGGCCAGCAAACAUCCAUUCAGGCAAAUUUGACAAAGGCCAUCCCACAGGAUCUCGAGGGAAGGCUAGACAGGAUUGAGGGCAACCAGACAGCCGUUCAAAGCCAAUUGAAAGCGGCACAAAAGCAGACGGAAAGCCAGCUGACAGCCAUCCAGAAAACUCUGUCCGAAAUCGAGAGGAAACUGGUGCUGCAGAGAUACCAACAGAUAGGAUCGCGGUACUUCUACAUUGAGCAUAAUCUCAAUGUGAACUGGAGGACUGCCGAGCAGAUGUGUGUUGAGAUGGGUGGUCAUCUUGCCGCCUUCCAAAACGAUCUGGAGUACAAUGCUAUAGCUGCGCAAUUGAAGAAAGCCAACUACUGGACGGGCAUCAACGACCUGGCCAAACAGGGGGAAUUCAUAUCCUUGGCCUCCGGCAAGAGAGCCCCCUACUUGAGGUGGCGUAAGAACGAACCCAAGUAUAACAAUCCCACCCAGCACUGCGCCUAUAUCUACGGCCAUGAGAACAUAAUGAUAGUUUUCUCCUGCACCACCGAUGUUAUGCACUUCAUUUGCCAAGCAGACGAUACAGUUUAGCGAAGCAAAUAGAAAAAAUUGCAUUUUACUUUAAUUAUUAAUAUUGGCACAGGGAUGAUAUCACACCUGGGCACGACCAAUAAAGAUAAACAAAUGAG
Molecule: messenger RNA, 993 nt
Organism: Drosophila biarmipes
Lineage: Eukaryota; Metazoa; Arthropoda; Insecta; Diptera; Drosophilidae
Product: accessory gland protein Acp29AB
Exons: 1
Coding region: 47-895 (282 amino acids)
Molecular function (GO): signaling receptor activity
Source: RefSeq, a predicted model, not a curated record